Molecule: messenger RNA, 5298 nt
Organism: Gigantopelta aegis
Lineage: Eukaryota; Metazoa; Mollusca; Gastropoda; Neomphalida; Peltospiridae
Product: structural maintenance of chromosomes flexible hinge domain-containing protein 1-like
Exons: 36
Coding region: 12-4271 (1419 amino acids)
Biological process (GO): double-strand break repair; chromosome organization
Cellular component (GO): chromosome
Molecular function (GO): ATP binding; protein binding
Source: RefSeq, a predicted model, not a curated record
ACAAGAAAGGCAUGAUGGUCCGCAUCCAAAGGACGCAGCCAGUUUUGAUGGGAACAAUCAAGUCAUUCUUGCUGUAUGGGGAAUACGACGGCAAUGUCUUCUCAACCGGCGGUGAUAUUGAAAUCAUACAGGAGCCACGAUCACUGUACGAUGACGUGAGAAUUGUCCCAUUAUCCAAGCUGGAUCGAACCACAUCAGAACAGACAAUCAGAAAAUACAUCGAAGAUGAAGAAGCCAAGUUACCCGACAAACUGAUUCUUACCUGGCCGAGUGGAAUGGCUCUCACCAACGAGAAACGACCAGCAGGAAAAGCUAUCGGUGAUCUGAAGCUGGAGAUUGCCAAUAAGAGAGGAGAGUUGAUCAGCAAGUUACCAGGAACUGCAGCAGCCUCAAAGAAACUUCUCAUAGAAUACAAACUGCUCUGGCAUUCAACGAGUGGCGACGAAGUGAUCGUGUCGCACAUCUGUCAACAUGGGAAGACGUGGCCAUACUGGUUCAGGAAGAUGGAGAAUAUUAAGAAUCUUGGUCCACAUACCUUACAGUUACAAACAAUUCUCAAUGAAAGUGGCCAGACAACGUAUGCAGGGCGGGAACUGCCUUCUCAUCGAAUCAGAUUCACUGUUACAGAGGCUGAACCCGAGAGGUUUGUGGUUGGUUUACUUGAUGGACCAUUUCGAGUGGGAAUGCCGUUCCAGAUUCCCCUGGAAUUUCAAGACAAGUUCAACCACCCUGCCAAGCCGUCAUCCAAGUUGAAACCAGUGCUGGAAGCUAGUGGUUUGGAUAUUUCAUAUGACAGCACUUCAAUCAAGGGCAACACUUUGAUCAUUAAAGGUGUCGUAGCGAAAGGUCAAGUUCCUUCCAAUUCAGGAAAGAAUUUCAGUUUUGCUGUGCGGAUCCCGGAGCUGGAGGAAAGUACACAGACCAUGAAGAUCAGACUGCUGCCAGGUCCUCCGCAUUCCCUGUUGGUGAGCCCGGAGGAAGAGAUAGAAAUUGAGAAUGGGAAUCCGGUCAGUUUCAAUGUCAAGGUCACUGAUGUGAUGGGAAACCUGACGGCGGACGGCAAACAAACAGUAGUGUGUCGGUUUACUGGAGCCUCUGGUUUGCCGACGUAUUCCCUGGACUGCAGUAACAGUGGGAGUGGCACGCUGACUGGGGGCAGUCUGUCUAUAAAGAGAAUCAAAGACUGCCAGACCAUCACGGCGAAGAUUGACAUGCAGGGUCACAAGGACGUAGCGACAGUUGACAGGACAAUAAAAGUGUCCCCCAGCGGCCGGGUGGCUCAUAUUGAUGUACACUACACCGCUGAAGAUGGGGAUAAAGUAACAACAAAGAAGAUCACAAAUUCCGGUGAAGUGACCGGUAUAGCUGGUCAGAGCAUAACGGGAUUGUCUUUUAAAUUAUCAGAUGAAGGUGGUCGAGAAAUUCCUCUUACUGAUAAAAUCACUUCAAAGAUAAAGGUGAACUGGGUGCCAAAAGUAUCCAAGGAAACGUAUCUGGAUGGGAAGUUACCGGACAUUAAGAUCCCAAACUCUGUCAGCGAUUCCAAGUACUGCCACAUUAACGUUUUAGACGGACCAGGAUUCGAAUUCACGUUUUCAGUCAAGGGCUGCGCAGGGCCACCACAGCAGCUCAAAUGCGUGUGUGAGGGAAGUAACUCUGUACAGAUGGGUCAACCCUUCUCGGGAGAAAUCAUUGUCAAAAUACGAGACAAAAAUGGAAACGAGAUAACAGACUUGCCCCCGUCAACCAGCCGAGAGAUAACUGUGACAGGGAAGUGUUUAAAAACGGAUGCUGCUAUGAUAUCAAAACAACAGAAGCACUUCGUUAUACGAGGGAUCCAGUUUGUCAACUCUUCCCUGGGUCAUCAAGAGAUUAGAGUGUCCUGGAACAACCUGGAGGAUUUUGUUCGGUUCGACGUUCUUGCGGGUCCACCCUGUAGAGUGGACUUAGUCGACUGGAAUUUGAAUCAGCCUGUGACAGUCUUCAACGACAGCAGACUGCCAUACCCUCUCAAGAUUCAGCUGCUAGACGAGGCGGGGAAUCCUUCAAAAACAGCCGACAUCAAAGUACAGAUCGCCAAGGAUCCCAAGCUGAAGUUGGUGCCUUUUCCUCAACCACUGAAAACAAAUGCUGAAGGUAUUGCUGACUUUGGAGUUAUAUCUGUGUGUGGACCUAGUGGUCUAUACGAUAUUCAGCCUAAAGCGUUUGUCAACAAGACGAUUGUAUCAGGUCCUAAGAUCAAGGUGAAUGUGCAGCCCGACCCAAACAACCCUCAAGAGCUGAUUGUCGACUACAGCAAGAAUGCAUCCUUCAUCGCAGGAGAAAAACUCACAGAGUUUACUGUGAAGAUAAUUUCUGAAGACGGGAAUGUCAUGACUACGGCCAAUUCCUCACAUCUUUCUCUAAAACUGUGGAAGACGGACUUAGGCACCAAGGACAGUGUACCACCGUCAAAGGCUGUCACACUGAAACCCGACACUCCAAAUAAAGUUGAGAAGGGAAUCUUUCAUUUUAGAGGUCAUAAAUUACCCGAGUUAGCUGGAGCGUACAACUUAAUAUUUGUCUACUUUGAUAGGAAACACGAGCUGUAUAGCACCCUGAUCACCAUAACUGUACAUCCUGGUCCCCCCGUUGAGAUCUCCCCCGACCAGUCCCCGGGCACCCCCACCGUCUCGAACACUCGGAACGCUGCAUCGCGCUGUCUGAUCCGGUAUCUGAAGGUCUUGUUGCGAGACCAGUACAAGAACCUGGUGAGCGAGGGAUACAGCGGGGAGGUGGAGCUCAAGAUUGUCGGCCCCACCGGUAUCACGGAGAUUCCAGUCUUUGUCGGGGGGUCGAGAUCUCUCACCAUUCCACUGACAAACGGAGAGGCACUUCUACAGAACUUGAUGCUUCAGGAGAACACUCACGGUAAAGAUGGCCUAGAGUACACACUGAGAUGUCAGGUCACGUGCUCCGUCAUUCCGAAAAACCGCGCAGUCGCUCCUCUCAAUAUCCCAUUCCUCUUUUAUAACGAUGCUAAAAAACAGUCCCAGAUGUCAGCUCUGUCGAAAGAGCGUGACAACAUCCAGAGUGCAAUACGGGUUUACAGAUCCAUGUUCGAGACACAAGAACAGUUAAUUAAUGAACUAAGGAUGGCAAUGGUGGACGCCGGGAAAGCAGAACAGAAAAUCCGAGCAGAACUGAGAAAACAGAAUAUUCCCGGAUCACAACUUCAGCAGGUUGAGACAGUUGAGAAGUUAAUCCAGGCACGAAUGAAAGAAAGAGAACAGUUACUAAAAGUUCCACGGAGAUGUUGUGGGCUGCAGUCCAUGCCGAAAGGGCCAGAGGUGUUAGGGAAGAUUGCCCAUCUUGCUAUGGUUGAAGAUAACGACAUUGCUAGAGUCUUGUCCUGGCACAUGUCAGCUGAUAUGGACUGUGUCAUCACCUUGACAACCAAACGGGCAAAAGAAAUCUACCACCAGACAAAUGGAAAACAGCAAGUUUUACCUCUCGACUCGAUUUACCGAAAAAAUCUUCCAGACUGGUCCAAACCUCUUCCACACGUUCGAUUCCGCUCCAACUGGAGACCUGCAGGGAACCCAGUUUAUGCCAGAAAUCUGCUCAUUUUCCCUCAGGAUCAAAGUAAUUGUAAAAUAGUUUUUGGUAUGUUGCUUGGUGAUACGUUAAUCUUAGAUUCUCUGGAUUAUGCCAAUAUCUACAGACAAGAGAUUGUGAAACACACACACUGCCCGACGAUCCUGACUCGAGAUGGAGAGCGGAUCCGAAGUAACGGAAAAUUUGGUGGAGCAAUGAAUCGAGCUCUGCCCAUUGAGAAACUACGAGGAGCUGUGUUUGGUGAGCCACUGCCAAUGGCUUACCACGCCCUGUGUACACAGAUAGACACCUUACAGAACUACAAGGCAGCACUGGUACAGCACCAGAAAGCUGAAGACGACCUUCAGGAGCAGCUGACCGUGAGGAAGGAACCGGAGAUGGCUGCCAAAUACAAAGAGUGUGACGAGGCCGAGAAACAACUCAAAGAAGUGGAACACAAACUGGGUGUUGGUUUGCAGUCUUGUGGUUCUCUCCCCAGUGUCAUCCACUCUCAGUCUCUGAGUCCACCACCUCUCACUAAACGACCUCGGGUAUCAGGGGGCAGAACUCCACCCGCAGCGCCACCACCUCCAGUUGCUGAUCCUGACGACACUCCGACACGCGCCAGUAAACGCAUCGCUUCCAUGACAACAGUCAUUACGGACGAUGGGAGGAAGAAACUGAGGAAAACAUGAACACAGAGUUUGGUAGAUGGUGAAAAUUGUAUACAGGACGAUUCACUUAGCUUUGAUUGGUGGAUUGUUUGUGUAAGAGAAAUUAUCAUUGGUGGAUUAAAUGUGUAAGAGGAUUUAUGAUUGGUCGAUUUAUGUAGCAUGUGGAUUUUGCUGAAUACAUAAUGAAAGCAGAGACUAGGAACCAACAAUGUGUCAUGGAUGGCACAUAUGCAUAUGUGACAAAAAUAAAGUUCACACAUGUCGAAUGUUGUCUUAGAAAUAUUUAACCGACAGAAGUAAAAAAAAAAAAAAACUUGAAAUUCUUCUAAAUGUUUAUUUUUACUGAUGAGCAUAAGAAAAUGGAUUACUGGUGUACAUAUACAGGUAUUUUGAUUGGCGAAUGUUCAAGUAAAAUAUAUAGUAGAAAAUGGAAACGGUGAACAGUCUGCUGUAACGAGGUACAGUGUGUGGGGAGGGAUUGUGUGUGUGUUUAUGUGUGUGUUAAUAUGGAUGACCGUCGGUCGAAGCACAUGCAUUGUCAACACAGCAGAGACAUCUAUCACAUGACUAAUAUAGUCUGCUCUCAUUAUUAUGUUAGGUUGUACUUGUAAGUAACAAAUCACAAUAAUCUGGGCUAGCUCUGCGUAAGCAAAACCAUUUGUCAAAUUAUCUUUAAAUAUGCAAAAUCUACCGUUAUUUUUCAACAAAAUAUCAAUUAGUACAUGAAAUUUUAUUGCCAAAUCAAAAUAAAAUUUGCCAAUUGUUCCUGAAAUUCGCAAUUGACGAAUUUGGCGAGUGGUAGAGCUAGCCCUGAUAAUUUUAUUGCCAGAGACGAGAUACAGAUAAUAUUUUAAAGCAAAGAUUUGACAAUAAAUUGUUAAUGUAUAAAAAAAAGCUGAUUAUUAACUAACAGUUAUGGCUGUAGCACUGGGCCCCGUUCCACGAAGUGAUCUUAGCCCUAAGAUAACCUUAAGUGCAUAGCUACCUUAUACACUAAGGUAAUCUUAGUGCUAAGAUCGCUUCGUGGAACGGGGCCCUGGUCAUCCAA